Anopheles marshallii is the source of this 177-nucleotide messenger RNA. Its product is annotated as protein stunted-like. The transcript is spliced from 3 exons. Gene Ontology annotation, cellular component: mitochondrial inner membrane. Gene Ontology annotation, biological process: proton motive force-driven mitochondrial ATP synthesis. The record is from RefSeq and is a predicted model, not a curated record. NCBI's taxonomy places the organism in Eukaryota, Metazoa, Arthropoda, Insecta, Diptera, Culicidae. The coding region runs from base 1 to 177 and encodes 58 amino acids. Gene Ontology annotation, molecular function: proton-transporting ATP synthase activity, rotational mechanism.
AUGGCCGCAUGGAGAGCUGCUGGAUUGAACUACAUCAACUAUUCCAACAUUGCCGCUCGUUUGCUGCGAAAGGCGCUAAAGCCGGAACUGAGGGCUCAAGCCGCUCGGCGUGAUGAUUCGCAUAUUAAGUUCACUAAAUGGCAGGGCGGCAAGCCGGAGAAGGUUAUCAAUGAGUAA